AUGGAACAAAGAAAUGAAUUACCAAAGCAUAUGCCUGUCGAUAUGGCAUUAGCUCCUGACCAAAAGCCUUAUGAACAUACGCAUGUCAUACACACAAGCAAACCCACCUCGGAAGAAAAUAGGCUCGCUCAACACAGUCUCUCUCCAGAAAAACUAGGCGUUGUAGGUUAUGUAAAGGAUGUCGCAGGGUUUGUAAAGGACGUGGUUCACGAGAGAAGAUCUGCUCGUAGAAGCUCUGCUUCGUCAGUAACAUCUGCUUCUGAUAAGCCAUUGAUUGAGCAAGAAACAGCAGCGGGAACAGGAGAAGAAAAGCAAAGACGAAGAUCCUCUGCUGAACAUGUGUUGCAACAACAGCAAAAGGAACAGCAACAACAAAAACAGCAACAACAACAUCCUUCUGGUUUAGCAGGCGCUGUAACUGGUUUAUUCCCUGGUGUAGGCAAUAGCAAUGAAAAUGCUGCUGGUUGUACUCAUGCCGAUGAUCUCCGUAACCAGAUGAUGCAUAUUAACAGCGAAGAAAAUAAUCGUAAGAUUUUGUAA
Molecule: messenger RNA, 540 nt
Organism: Mucor velutinosus
Lineage: Eukaryota; Fungi; Mucoromycota; Mucoromycetes; Mucorales; Mucoraceae
Product: ER-derived vesicles protein erv29
Exons: 1
Coding region: 1-540 (179 amino acids)
Source: RefSeq, a predicted model, not a curated record